UAAAAAAGAAUAAAAAAGAAAAAAUCGCGCAUAUGCCAGUGACAACAUCAAAAGUGAAUUUAUUUUACAGAGUAUGAGUUUAAAUCAAAGAUAAUAAGAUUGUGAUAAAAUAGAAAAAUAGAGAGAGAAAAUAUUAUUACCGACAUAAUGGCGAUGUGGCGAUAUAACAAUGAUAAAAAUAAUAAUCAUUCUGCAAGAUCUAUUAUAAACUUUUAUUAGGAUCGAUCAAUUGCGUGCGUUCUCACGUUAUCUGAUCGUUACAAAUGUACAUUACGACAUAUAAUAGACAUAUUAUGCUUAUAUAUACAUUAAUAAUCUAAACGAACAUUUAUAUUAAUAUUCUAAAAGCGAAGGAAAAAAAUUUUAUCGUCUCUCCCUUUUUAUUUGCUUGGAUUUAUGAUCUGUAAAAGAGAGAUCCCCCGUAAGAUAAAAAUAAAUCAUCGUUAUUAUUGCUUCGUCGAUCCCGAGGUUUAAUUUAGCUCUUUCCUUUUUUUCUAUUUUUUACAGCACAGAAAAAUACACGCAGUUCUCGCGAAACCAUGUUGGAAAAUUGUCGGUGGUUGCUGAAAACGUCGCGACUUUCCGGAUGUCAUCCGCACACGAUCGACGAACGAUCCCGCAUAAAUUUUUGCCUGUUGUUGAUCCAUUCGUUAAUUAUGUGCGGUUUAUACAGCGUCGCGGCGUAUUACGUUUUGGGCUUCGGCAAAAAUUGUGGCGACAGCAACGCGACGAUAGGCUGCGCCCUCCAGCGGAUAAAUCGGUACAAUCGGUGCCUCUACGUGAUCGUGACGAUAUUACUGUCGUGUUUGCGACAUAAGGAGUUCGAACGUGCCGUGAUUGUCGCUCGGAAAUUCGACAGUUUAGUAAUUAAUAAUUAUCCUGCCGAUGAGGGACAAAUGAUGAAUUACAGACAAUGGUUCGUUAUGUUAGCGAUCUCCCUCGCUUGGAUCUCGGCCAAUAUGCUAAUUACGUGCGUGAUACCUCUGUACCAAUUGAAUUUGUACACGCUCGUGGCGCAAAUCGUAAUGCGAAUUACGUUCUCGAUGGAGAUCGCGAAAUUUUGCUUCAUAUACGACGCGUUGUAUCGCAGAUUUCGUCGCCUCAAUGGAUCGUGUUGCAAAUUGUCCGGAGUGACCACCGACAUUGGUACCAGCGUAUCUAUAAAUGCUAAUCGUUUUACGAUCUCGAAUCUUCAGCGAUUGCACAGCUGUUUGACCGAUGCAACAAAUCAUUUUACCUCUUAUUAUGGUCCGCAGUUGCUCUGUUGGCUCGCAUUCAUGUUACUGGAUAUUAUAACGUAUAUCUUCGACAUUUUAUAUGAAACGAAGAAUACAGUGCUGAUUUGCAUCUCAUGUAUUAUAUUAAUCUAUUUGUCACUUCAAGUUAUCUUUAUAAGUCGCAUCUGUAAUUUAACAUGCGAUGAGGUAUGAGUAUUUUAUGUUUUCUUUAACGAGCUAUAUGCAUAUAUAGAGAAAUGACUU
Nylanderia fulva is the source of this 1481-nucleotide messenger RNA. RefSeq lists its product as uncharacterized. Gene Ontology annotation, cellular component: dendrite; neuronal cell body; membrane. NCBI's taxonomy places the organism in Eukaryota, Metazoa, Arthropoda, Insecta, Hymenoptera, Formicidae. Gene Ontology annotation, biological process: sensory perception of taste; male courtship behavior; chemosensory behavior. The record is from RefSeq and is a predicted model, not a curated record.